Messenger RNA from Phlebotomus argentipes, 1823 nucleotides. RefSeq lists its product as uncharacterized. The record is from RefSeq and is a predicted model, not a curated record. NCBI's taxonomy places the organism in Eukaryota, Metazoa, Arthropoda, Insecta, Diptera, Psychodidae. The transcript is spliced from 2 exons. The coding region runs from base 1 to 1671 and encodes 556 amino acids.
AUGGAUAAGAACAGAACAUCAAAAUUGUCGCCCUUUUCUGCGCUCAAAUACUCCAGUCCUGUGGUUGCAUUGAACCGAAUUGAUGUGUCUCUUCCGCCGUCAGAGGCAGAGGUAGAAGGAGCACCAGGACCAAGAACGCGUUCUCAAACAGCUGCAAAUAGGCAGACAAGGAGACCCGAUGAGACAAACCGACAAAAGCCUUUCAUUGAGUACAAGACUCGGAGGCACAACCCGAGGAGCAGGAGGGAAGACGCUAAUUCCGAUCCCCGUCAACAGAAGGACUCACAAUUGUCGGUAAAGGACACUUUUCGCUUUGAAUUGAAGAACAGCCCGAAAACGAGGUCAGAAAACCGCACUGCACGCAAUGAUUCAUGGAUGAACAGCAAUUCAGGGCGUCGAGAUAGCAUUUUUCCACGAAAUUCGCCAAGAAGAUAUGAUUUGGAUCUCUUUGACGCCAACAAACCGCCUCCGCCGCUCUUCAAGAGUCCGCGAAGGACUAACAACUCGUCGAACAUUUCGCAGCCAUUCCCUCUGAUGUCAAUUGAUUUCUCUAAGCCACCUCCAACUUCUGGAUUCAGGAUGGAGCUUCCCAAUUCCACUAUGGAGGCUCAGUCGAAGUCUGCGGAGAAUUCCUGGGAGAAGCUCGAAGAAAUAAGGAAAAAAGACCAGGAAAUGAUCAGAGAUUUCCUAAAGCAGCGCGGAUACAUUGAAGGCUGUGAAACUUCUGCAAACAAGCGCAAGUCCGUAGAUGAAGAGAUGGACGUUGACGAGCCAAAGAUGACUCUCGAGUUGGCACAGGCGAUCCUGGGUCAGUGCAUCUCGAAAGUGGGCAAGAUCUCGAAACUGACGCACGUCAUGCGGAACAAUGUGGACAUUAUAGAAAACUAUGAGUGGCAACUGAAGAAUCAACAGUUGAACAUUCUCAGGGCGGAGAUCAUUGAGACACUGCAGCCUCUGCUGAAUCCGUCAGCGAUUGGGGUGCUCCAGGGGCGACUGAAGAAGCGCAAGGCGAAAAUGCUGUGGUUGCAUAAGCGCAGUGCCGUGUUUAGGAGCAGGAAGCAGAUGGAGAAAGAGCGCAGAGCGCGAACGAAGGCUUUCGUUGACUACUGGAACGAGAAGUGGCAAGAGCUGGAUAACGAGAAUCGAGACAAGGAGGUGGAGAAGAAGCUUGCCACGCAAUUGCUGCAGGACGUGACAAAGAGGAUCAGUGAAACGAGGGAGAUCAUUUCGAUCUUCGGGCAACUGAAGGUUCUCUCGCUGGCUCGCCUGGUUGCUGAUGGACAGAAUGGCGACGAAGGAUUCAACAAGAAGAUGGACGAAUUGCAGGCCGUGUGGGAAGAUCUGCUGCUUGAGUAUCAAGAGGAGAAGAUAACGUUGGAUACGAUGAUCGACCGGCGCACGUCUAACGCUCCGCUGCCGCCGAAACCUGCGUCCCUGGAGUCGCAGUGGCUGCAAACGAUCUUCGGAACGGAGAGCAUUUAUGAUGAUGGCAAUCAGUAUCUUCUAGCUCAGCGCGAUUUGCCGUGCUUCCUACAGAUCCGCGGUAUCUGGGACAGGUUUCUCGUGCCAUUGAACGCCCCAAGAGAUGUGGGAUCGUCGAUCCCAAUCUUCUGGUCGCUGCCCAGCAGUCGCCCAACAACAGCCUGGCGACAAUUCCAACGCCGCGACUAAAAUUUCUAACGCGACACAGAAUCAGUGAAAUUCAACGCUUUUUGAGACUUAAAACUGGAGUAUUUUCUACUUUACAUUUCUUUCUCUUUUAUCAGUAAUACAAGUAACACAUUGAAUUGUUUACGAUCAAAUAAAAUUUAUGGAUUUUCUAA